Messenger RNA from Rotaria socialis, 1749 nucleotides. The record is from the annotation of a GenBank genome assembly. NCBI's taxonomy places the organism in Eukaryota, Metazoa, Rotifera, Eurotatoria, Philodinida, Philodinidae.
AUGAAUGACAUUGAACAGAUAAAUCAGCAGAUCCAUAUUAUUACCAACCCGUUAUCUUUGUCAAAGCAACAUCGACGAUCACAACGACAACGAGUGAGUCCAGAACCGCAAUCAAUUAACGCUAUCAAACAAUUAUCACCUCUUGAUCUCUCCGAUUCUCUACAAUCAUUGGGCAUGACAGAUACAAAAAUCAAUCAUAUACUUGCAACAAUUUCAUCGUCGAACACUAUUGACACAAAUCCUUUAGCUGACCAAAUCAAAAUGACAAACAAUCAUUUUCACAGACAUAAUUCCGUUGAUCAACAAAAUGCUAAUCUAUCAGAUAGCUUAAAUAAUCUGGAUGAUGACAAUCUAUUAAAUAAUUCACCUCCGUCAAGUUCAUCACUUAAACACAAUUCCUUGUCAUCAUCCGAUCUCGAUCCGUAUGAACGUAAAAAGCAAGCUGUCUUAGCUAAAGCCGAAGGCAAACUAGAUAAAGCUCAACAUCUCUAUCAAUUAGCACAGCAAAGUGUUGAGCGAAGUAUUUCGGAAUUUCUUCGUGCUACGACUAUGCCCGGCAUUAUUAAUGAAUCAAAUUCAUCGAAGACAAUAGUUGCAACGUUUGAAAAACGCAUUCGUACAUUGCAAGAAACGAAAAAGAAAUUAGAAAAGAAAAUAACGAAAUACCAAUCAGAUAUAGCUCGUAUACAAUCCGGAGAUAUUCCACAUCAUUAUAGAUCAUCGAAAGAUAUAAUAAAUAAUAUUAAAAAUAAAGUUGCAAAUGGAAAUUAUAAAAAUCGUUCAUCAAAUAUAAUGUCAACACCUAUUCUACAUGAACAAACAAUAACGUCAAAUCAUCAGGAACCAGAUAAUUGCAAUGCGCAAUCGAGUGCUCUGUCGACAUCGAUGAAUCAUAAUAUAGAAGCUAUGAAUAAUAACUCGAACUUUUUAUCUUAUUCACAAAACAGUAAUACGUUUGAGACCAUGCGUUCAUCACCAUCAAGUUCAACGUCGAAUGAAAUUGGAAAUUCGCAAUUUUAUAUUGAUUCGAAUUCUGAAGUAUUGGCUAUCAACGAGGCUGAUAAAUCACCUGUGACAAAACGACGUUUAACUGACGAUUCCAAUAUUGAAUUCUACGAUCAAACAUCCGAUCAUUCCAAUGAUGAUCGAUUGGUUUACAAUGCAUCAAUAAGGCGAAAUAACAUUACAACAGCUGAAUAUCAUCAACUAAUGACAAAAAUCGAUUCAAUUCAUAAAGUAAUCGAGCGCUAUGAUACACGAGUGAAUGAUAUGCAAAAACAAAUAGAUUCAUUAGUAUCAAUCAAUGAUUCUCAAAAUCAACAAAACGAACGUUUAAAUAAUGAAUUAACAGAUUUAACUGAUUUGCAUCAACUGGAAAUGUCAACGUUAAAAACUGAUUUAAGAAAACUUGAAGAAAAACUUCUUUAUAAUUUGAAUGAAUAUUGGGCAGAAAUUAUCGAACGACUGGACAAACUUGAUACAAGAACAACAAAAGUUGAACAAACGCAAGCACAUGCCUUUGACACCGAAGAAAAUACUCAUCGGCUUAUAAGUAAAUUUGUGAAUAUUCUAUUAACUGUAUUCGCUAUUAUACUUCUGCUACUGUCAACAAUAAAAAAUCUUCUUCAGUCACGUGUUCAUGCGAUAAUUCUACUGAUUCUUGUAUUUACAUGGAUUGCCUUUCACUAUCUACCGGAGAAUUAUUUCCAGUUAACAGUCUUGAAAAGCUUCACGAAUCUCUUCACAUGA